Dovyalis caffra is the source of this 1287-nucleotide messenger RNA. NCBI's taxonomy places the organism in Eukaryota, Viridiplantae, Streptophyta, Magnoliopsida, Malpighiales, Salicaceae. The record is from the annotation of a GenBank genome assembly.
AUGCGCUCCAAAGACAGAAUUUCCUAUUUCUAUGAUGGUGAUGUGGGCAGUGUUUAUUUUGGACCUAACCAUCCCAUGAAACCACACAGACUUUGUAUGACACACCAUCUUGUUCUCUCUUAUGAGCUUCACAAGAAGAUGGAAGUUUAUAGACCCCACAAGGCAUAUCCUGUUGAGCUUGCUCAGUUUCAUUCAGAGGAUUAUGUUGAAUUUUUGCAUCGGAUUACGCCUGAUACUCAGCACUUGUUUGCGGGGGAAUUGGCUAGAUAUAACCUUGGAGAAGAUUGCCCUGUGUUUGAAAACUUGUUUGAAUUUUGUCAGAUUUAUGCUGGUGGAACGAUAGAUGCUGCACGUAGGUUGAACAAUCAACUAUGUGACAUUGCUAUAAAUUGGGCUGGUGGAUUACAUCAUGCAAAAAAGUGCGCGGCAUCCGGAUUUUGUUACAUCAAUGACUUGGUUUUGGGGAUUUUGGAGCUUCUGAAAUAUCAUGCUCGUGUUUUGUACGUUGAUAUAGAUGUUCAUCAUGGUGAUGGUGUUGAAGAAGCCUUUUAUUUCACUGACAGGGUGAUGACGGUUAGUUUUCACAAGUAUGGAGAUAUGUUCUUUCCUGGAACUGGUGAUGUUAAGGAACUAGGAGAAAGAGAAGGAAAAUUUUAUGCUAUAAAUGUUCCUCUGAAGGAUGGAAUAGAUGACACUAGCUUCACUCGGCUAUUUAAAACAAUCAUUUCCAAGGUUGUAGAAACUUAUCAGCCAGGCGCAAUAGUUCUCCAAUGUGGAGCAGAUUCGUUAGCUGGGGACCGCUUGGGUUGCUUCAAUCUUUCCAUUGAUGGGCAUGCUGAAUGUGUUAGGUUUGUGAAGAAAUUCAACUUGCCUUUGUUGGUUACAGGAGGUGGGGGAUACACAAAAGAGAAUGUUGCUCGAUGUUGGACUGUUGAAACAGGAGUUCUUUUAGACACAGAACUACCCAAUGAGAUUCCAGAAAAUGAGUAUAUUAAGUAUUUUGCCCCUGAUUAUUCAUUGAAAAGUCCUGGUGGACUCAUGGAGAAUUUAAAUAGCAAAUCUUAUCUUAGCACAAUCAAAAUGCAGGUACUGGAAAAUCUCCGUUGUAUCCAACAUGCUCCAAGUGUACAGAUGCAAGAGGUACCACCUGACUUCUAUAUUCCCGAUUUUGACGAAGAUCAGCAAAACCCUGAUGAGCGCAUGGACCAGCAUACCCAAGACAAGCAAAUCCAGCGCGAGGAUGAAUACUACGAAGGUGACAAUGAUAAUGACCACAUGGAUGGCUAA